GCAGCACAAACGUCACCGUGUUUACCCGGAAACGACAGCCUGCGUUGAACUGUUCUUUAGUUGAAGGAUUUCUCUGGGUUUUUUACUGAAUAAAAUGAGGAAUUAGUUAAGUUUGAGUGUAAACCAGUGAGUCAACAUGUAUAGCGGACUACUGCCUAAAGAUUUAACGGAAGACGACCUCAGUCCAGACGAGGAAGGGAAGGAUGCACCAGAAGAUGUUGUCGAGGAGAAUCUUUCUGCUGGAAAUUUCAGACAAGUCGCUGAGAACAGAGACUCUGUGGAUGAUGGUGAAUCCCCUCAGACUGGGAAUGAUUCCCAGACUUGCAGUAUGUCUGGAAUAUCCAGGGAAAUGUGGCAAAAAUUUCAGGAGCUCCGUAAGAAGAAAGAUGAAAUUAAGACAAUAAAGAUCCACGAAAAACGAAAAAGAAGACGCAAAAAAGGAAGAAAAAUCGAGGAACCUGCAGAGGACAGGGAGCGACAGGAUGACCGGGAGAAGCACUGGAAGGAGCUGAAGCAGUACUUUGGUGUGAACGAUCGAUUUCAACCCCCUGCGUGCUCUAAGCCGGCUCCGAAGUCCGGCCUAGAAAAGAGCAUAGAGGAGGCCAUCGCUGAAGGGGACGUUGCAAAGGCGGAGGAGAUGAGCGACAGACUCGCCACUCGAGAGAUGGCUGUGCAGAUCGCCCAGGCUGCUGAUUGCCGUGACUUUGUGCAGAGCAAACAGGAAGAGGAAGCUUUGAGGGCAGCAAAGAAGAGGAAGAAGCAGCUAGCCUGGGGGUUUGAGGCGAAGCAACGUUGGGAAACCAAAAGCAAUAUGGGCUUCAUGUGAUGAAAAUGGAGGAAAAGGAGCAAAGCUUUUUUUCUCUUAAGUUAAUUUAAAAAAAGGUGUGUUUUUUUUUAGCAGACUGAUCGUGUUUCUUUUUAUUCUUCUUGUAUGUUUUGAAGGCAUUACAGCAGCUGAAUGUGAGGGGGAAAUGUCAGGCAGUCGGCUGAGAGAAAACCAAUCCAGAGUGUAGCAGAGAGGAAAAAAAUGAAGAAGCCUUCAAAUUAAUUCCUAAGGCGCCCACUGGUGUCUGCAUUGUGUUAUUUUUCAUUACAUUUUAGUGAUUUCAGCGCUUUGGCCCUUUUUUUUCCUCCCCUUCAAAUUAAAUCUGGUGUACAUUACUGGAUGAUGCGUUUAUUUAUUGCUGUAAAGUGGGUUAAUCAUGAAGGCGCUUCUUUCUUCUGCGCAGGAAGAGAAAGGGAAGAUUAGAGUGCUAAUGCAAUGUACAGGAUAAUGUGCGAUCGGAUUUGGGAGCAGAAAAUGAAAUUUGGAUGCUGUAAACUGUUUUGAGCAGUCGUAAACUGCAAGUUUGAAACAGAGACUUUGCUGCUGGCCCUCACCCAUGUUGGAAGUCGUGCUUUUGUCUCUCAGCCCGAACAAGAGGCACGCGUUGUUGUCUUUUCUGAAGCCUACACUUGCUGCUCAUUGUGCACUGAGCUCCCUUCAGCAUCUUUACACUCGUCUAAAAUCCACCGAUUCCAGCUGCUGCUUUGAUCUUCUUGGAUCUGCAGCGUUUGCUUCCACAGAAGCUCGGCUUCUCUGAAAGCCUCAUUCAGACUCCAGGAAGUCUUAAUUUCAAACGGCACGGAGAAAAAAUGCAAGAGAGAUAAUUACUUUAUUUGUAAUGAUGGCUUUUUUUCCCCAAAAUAUAGAAGAUGAUUGCUUUGCUUCAAGGUAAUGAGAAUGAAAUGAAAUUUAACUAAGUUGUUUGCAGUGCACAUAUUGAAGCUGUUUGUCCCCUGGUGAGGUGUGGUAGUCUCAGUCAUUUAGUGUGCAACCUGAAAAAAAAUGAAUGACAUCAGCAGGAAAAGUUAGGGGACAAUGAUGGUACAAACCACCUGAGCUGCAGAAACCUGGACCAGAUCUAGAACCAAGCUGCUUUGUGUGUAGUUUGCAUCACAUUUGUGUCUCAGGGACGCUCUCAGUUGUUGAGAAUUGGUGCUAAUUAAACUGUUAAUUAUCUCAGUAAUGAGAGGCAAGUUUAAACUGUGUUAGGCUCAUCAAAGUACAGCGUGGGAUUUCCCCACUUUGAUGAGGGCUGUGAAAAAUAUAUAUCUUAACUCAUGAGUGAGGAAACAUCAGAGAUGCUUCAUUAAAGGAACAAAAUGAGGGAUAAAAAAGGACUUAUAGCGCUAAUGUGUCAGAAUAAGUUAUAUUUCCAUAAACAUGUUUAAACAUUUUAGGGUCUUUUUGACCCCAAGGCCCUUUGCUAACUUGUACCCAUUGCAUCAUUUUCUCUAAGUAUUUUUGUAAUUUAUGGAGAUAAAUGGUCAUAAAAAUAAUUUAAUCUCACAUGUAAUUAAACUAAAUUAAAUUGUUUAUUAUGAUCUAAAA
Molecule: messenger RNA, 2374 nt
Organism: Girardinichthys multiradiatus
Lineage: Eukaryota; Metazoa; Chordata; Actinopteri; Cyprinodontiformes; Goodeidae
Gene: fam204a
Product: family with sequence similarity 204 member A
Exons: 7
Coding region: 137-826 (229 amino acids)
Source: RefSeq, a predicted model, not a curated record